Messenger RNA from Trematomus bernacchii (emerald rockcod), 1549 nucleotides. It is a transcript of the gene p2ry12, whose product is annotated as purinergic receptor P2Y12. Gene Ontology annotation, biological process: G protein-coupled receptor signaling pathway. NCBI's taxonomy places the organism in Eukaryota, Metazoa, Chordata, Actinopteri, Perciformes, Nototheniidae. Gene Ontology annotation, cellular component: membrane. Gene Ontology annotation, molecular function: G protein-coupled purinergic nucleotide receptor activity. The record is from RefSeq and is a predicted model, not a curated record.
AUGGAGACAAAUGCAACUUCCCCCCCCGUCCCUGGCAGUCACAGCUUCAACAACAGCACUUGUUCCCGUGACAACCUUCUGAAGACUGUGGUUUUUCCGGUUCUUUACUCCUUUCUCUUCCUGCUGGGGCUUGUGCUCAACGGCGUGGCUGUGUGGGUGUUUUUUCGCAUCCCCUCAAAGUCUCACUUCAUCAUAUACCUGAAGAAUAUUGUUGUUGCAGAUGUCAUCAUGACCUUCACAUUCCCUUUCAAGGUAUUAUCAGAUUCCAACAUGGCUUCCACCGGGCUGCGCAUAUUUGUGUGUCGGGUCUCCUCUGUGCUCUUCUACCUUACCAUGUACAUCAGCAUCCUCUUCUUCGGCCUCAUCAGCAUCGAUCGCUGCAUAAAGACCCUCAGGCCCUUCAGGGGGACAAAUGCAGCUCGAUUGGUUCGUCGCAAGCUGCUUUCAGGAGCCAUCUGGACCUUUCUGCUCGUUCUCUGUUUGCCCAAUGUGAUCCUGACAUGUAAAACACCAACGUCUCCAUAUUUUAAGUGUGGGGACCUGAAGACAGAGGCUGGGCUGUACUGGCACCAGGUGGUCAAUCAUGUCUGUCAAGUUAUUUUCUGGGGCAACCUGGUGACGGUGAUAAUAUCCUACACUUUAAUCACCAAAGAGCUGUACAGGUCCUACUCCCGCAGCACUGGAGGGACAGUAAGUCGAGCACCAAGUGGGGCCUCAACUCGGAAACCCCACCAGGCCAAAAGAAAAAUGAGUGCAAAUGUGUUCCUGGUUCUGGCAGUGUUCUUUGUGUGCUUUGUGCCUUUUCACUUCGCCCGCGUGCCGUACACCAUGAGCCAGACCCAAGGGGUUCUCUUUGACUGUAAACUCAAACUCUUCUUCUUUCAGCUGAAGGAAAGUACGCUCUUCCUCUCUUCCUUAAACUCUGUUUUGGAUCCUCUUAUCUACUUUUUCCUCUGUAAGUCUUUCAGGACCACCUUGUUCAAGACCCUGCAACUGGCUCCUGGAACCUGCAGCAGGCUCACAGGGAGGGGCUCAGAGGACACAGUGAGCACUAUCUGAGAGACUCUUCUGUCUGUACAUCAAAUCCACCGGACAUGAUGAAGACUUUUGUUUAUAGUGUCUGUAUGUACUGUGAUGAUGUCUUGUUUUCAAGUAUUGGAAACAAUUGUUUUGUUUCUAUAAUCAGAGAAAUACAGGAGGUACAAUAUAUUUCGUUAAUUGUCAUAAUCAACAUGCUGAUCAUCACAAAAUGAUAACACUAUCUCUUUCAGUUUUAUCAUUGUUAUUAAAAGCAAUUCACUUUGAAGUAAUUGUGUGUGGAAAGUACACACAUAUUGCCAAAGUUGAAACAUUUGUAAAAAUACUUUUUUUAUUAUAUGUUUUUGCAGUCGUUGAUUCAUACAUGAAAAACCAACACUGGUAUGUUUUCUUUCAGUUCUGUAUUCCACAUUAUAACUACAUGAAGUUCCUCUUCUAUGUUUUCAUUUUUGCUCAUUUGUAAAAGAAUAUACUAUAUUCCUAUAAUAAAAAAGUCAACCUGUAAAUGAAA